AAACGCGCUGUGCAGGAAAUACGUAAUCUACAACGAAGCUUCAAAACGUUGUUAAUCAAUCCAUGACGAAAGCUCUUUACGUCAUAAAGGUCACGGCGCUUUGAACGCUUCGAAACAAAUCUCCGUCGUUUAUCAACGCACAGACAGACCUAUGUGCGGACACUGGCAAAACUACAGGCUCCGAGAUACACGAGAGUAAAUGCAAAUUCCCACGCAACAAAGUCGUGAACGUGGCUUAUAGAUAACUGAUUGUACGACCGCCAGGUUAUUCUGAACACAGAUUAUCUUCAAACCAGGAAUCUCACGUACGACAACGUGUCUGUUGACAGUGAAAUUCUCCAGCCACCGUCGCCCUUGGAAACCAUGUCUUCUAGUUCAGGAAGCAGCUCUAGUGGUUCUGAUGAAUCAGACUCGGAGGAAAGUAGUGUGAGUGGCCGGUCAUCUCCAGAAAAGCACGGUACACAAGGAUGGGGUCUUGCAAACUUCAUGGAAAAAAAGGUUGUUCCUCCUGUAGCAUCACUAAAACAUCUUACCACACAACCUGGAAAACAUAUGAUGUUGAACAACAGCCAGAAUGUCACCAUGGAUCUGGCUGAUGAAGACUCAGUGAACUGGAUUCUUGGAAAGUACUCCAGUACUGAUAUUAAGGAUUAUUUGCAGAGUCCAAGCCCUCACUUUGUUGAUUUUGAUUCUGGAAACCUACCCCUGAAUCCUGAAAUUGAUGUUCUGAUCUCCCCUGUUCUUCCUCCUGCACAAGAAGAACAGUUUAAUUCAAAAUAUGGGUCAGGGGAUGGAGAACAGAUUAGCAAAGAGCAUCUGAAGACUAGUGGACAAGAUGAAAUGAGCUUUGGUCAGACUUUUCGGUGGUCAGGUGAUGAUGAUAGGUUAAUUGGCAAUGAUUUUCCUAAGCUGGAACAGCAGAAUGUGAAAAUAAAGACAGAAGAGAACCAAGAUGGCACAGAACUUGAAGAAGGUCCAGAAAUAGCCCAUGAUGAAUUUAGUACAAGUUUUUAUUCUUGUCCUGAGAUGUCCAGAUCAUUUGCUCUCAGAGCUGAUAGUAUAACAUUGUCCGUGUCUAAUUCUAUCCAACCAUGCUACAACUUAGAAAAUAGCACAAUUUCAUGUUCAACUUCAUUGAAAUCAAGUUCAGAAGAAGUCAGAAAAAAAGAUGGAAACAAAAAGUCUGCAGUAAAGAAAGAAACUUCAAAGAAAUAUAACAGUUAUAGUGAAUGUUUAUUCAGUGUUUCUGGAAAAGAAGAAAAAGAGUAUAAAGGUUCUGAAGAUAAAAAUACAUCUAGUAAUUCAGAAGUAAAGCCCAAAACUGUAUAUACAGAAGAAAAAUUGUGUAAAAACUUUGUAAUCAAAAAGGUGGAGAAAAAUAGUGCCUCAAAAAUGAAACCUAAAGAACUCGUGUCUGAUACAUCAAAAAAGGAAUUAUACACAUCCCAAAUGAGUUCAUCAUCCAAAAGGAUAAAACAUAUUGCCAUAAAGGAAAAAUCUGAUUUGUUCUCAGUAGAAAAAACAUCUUCAUGUCUGUCUGGAAGUUUAUCUAACAAACAGCCAGAAGAGGUUAGAGAAAACGAUCAUCCAGUGAAACCUCAUGUAACCGAUGUUAUCAAUAGAGUUGCCGAAGGGGACUUAUCAUGUAGCAACACUUGCUUAAACAGUGACAUAUCAGCAAAGAGGUCUGAUCAUACAACAUCUAGCCUUGUAAUAUUUGAUGAUAAGGUCAAAAUUGACCCACCCAUUUCUGUUGAAGACCCACUUGAAGCUCAGAACGAGCUAAAAGAAAAUGCUAUACCUUGUGUUUUUGUAAGUAUAGAUUUAGCUCUUAUUACUAGAGUCCCUGCUUGUCCUCCGGGUAAACGUAAACAACAGGAUUCUGUCAGGCAUUCCCCAAGGAUGCAUUUAAAAGAAAUCAAACAGGACUCUAACAGGAGUAGUGACUGUUUAAAUCCAGCUUAUGAUACUGUAUCAUCAGUGAAGAGAAAGAAAAGAAACAGACUGAAACAACUACCAUGUAAACCUGAGGAGAAUAAAAGAGGGGAUGAAACGAGGCAUAUAGUGUCAGCUCCUACAAGAUCUGGUUUUCCAGAACCACAGGCUGCUGGAAAAGAGAGAGAAAAGGAAGUGGAUAUUUUGUGGAAUUAUACACCAACCCCAAAAUCGCCAGGAUGUUGCGAUAGCCAAAGUAGUUUUUCAGUUAGUUCAUAUUUCAGACACCAGAGUCCCAUCAAUGUCAGUUCUUGGAGCCAUAAGGAUGCUGAAGACCAUUCUACAAAGCAUAAGCCAAAGGGUGAAAUAAAAAGUCAAUCAGAAGAUUCCUUGUCUCAUUCCUCCGCUAAAAAAUUAAAAAAGAAAGAAGAGAAACAGAGGAUGAAAAGAAAAGAAUCAGACUUUAGAGCUAAAGAAAAGAGCAGAAACAAGGAGAGUAAAAGAUCGAGGAAGAUAGAAGAAAGUGCUCAUAGUUUACCUAGUCAG
Molecule: messenger RNA, 2481 nt
Organism: Limulus polyphemus (Atlantic horseshoe crab)
Lineage: Eukaryota; Metazoa; Arthropoda; Merostomata; Xiphosura; Limulidae
Exons: 5
Source: RefSeq, a predicted model, not a curated record